AUGGCCCUAUCGUUGUGCAUGGGAUCGUGGAGGCGACUGAGACCCGAAGCGAAAUACGUUCUAUGGCUGCGAGUCGACCAGAAAUCCUGCUUCAAGUCGAUUUUCCACGCAGGCUUUGAGCCAUUGAUAGUAGAGCCCGUACGCGACGGUGAUGCAUUGGUGUCAGAUAUAGAAACUGUCAACAGAAUUCUGGGACAACGUGCCGAAGAGAUUCUCUGUGUUAUGUCUACGACGUCUUGCUUCUCUCCACGAAGUCCCGACUCACUGGAGGCGAUAUCCAGUGUAUGUCAGGGCCGAGCAGCUGGACGCAUUGAUGCCUUCGUACAAUCACUCGACAAGAACUUCCAGGUUCCUGUCGGCGGAGCUGUUAUAGGAGUAUUCAAGCAGAGUGCCGCUAAAACAAUAGCCCAAUUUUAUCCGGGUAAGUGUGGGUGA
This is a messenger RNA of Cooperia oncophora, 435 nucleotides long. Lineage: Eukaryota; Metazoa; Nematoda; Chromadorea; Rhabditida; Trichostrongylidae. The record is from the annotation of a GenBank genome assembly.